This is a messenger RNA of Microthlaspi erraticum, 435 nucleotides long. The record is from the annotation of a GenBank genome assembly. NCBI's taxonomy places the organism in Eukaryota, Viridiplantae, Streptophyta, Magnoliopsida, Brassicales, Brassicaceae.
AUGAUGAGAUUCCCAAUCAUAGUACUAGCUUUCCUUUUGAUUAUUCAAGCCCUAGAAGACGAACACAUCCUAGUCUAUGCUCAUGAAGGUGGAGAUGCUGGUCACAAGAGUCUUGACUAUGGAGAUCAAGAUACGUCGACACUGCAUCCAAAAGAAUUAUACGACCUAAACAACAUUGGUGCACCGAGGAAACUAAGGUCCAGUAGAACAAGGAGAGCCAAGAAGCAAGUGAUGCCGACAAACAGUGAUAACUGGAGUUUCAAGAUUUCAGGAGCAUCAAAACAUUUGAUGGUGGAGCGUAAUUUAGGAUUUCAUAAACGAAGUAAGAGUUCUUCAUUUAAAUGGAAACCGAAGAAGAAAAAAUCUUCUGGUCGAUUUGUAGCUUUCUAUGAUGAUUAUCGUGGACCAGCACGUCAUCCUCCUAGACAUAACUAA